Messenger RNA from Fusarium oxysporum Fo47, 903 nucleotides. RefSeq names its product RTA1 like protein-domain-containing protein. The record is from RefSeq and is a predicted model, not a curated record. Gene Ontology annotation, cellular component: membrane. Lineage: Eukaryota; Fungi; Ascomycota; Sordariomycetes; Hypocreales; Nectriaceae. The transcript is spliced from 2 exons. The coding region runs from base 1 to 903 and encodes 300 amino acids.
AUGAACGGAGGUCUUGUUCGUCGAGGAGAGCUCCUCCCAUACAAAGGCGACUUUUAUCUUUGGAGCUAUGUGCCUUCUAUACCAGCCGCCGUUAUUUUUAUCAUCCUCUUUCUUAUGCUCUCUGCCGCACAUACAUGGAAGAUGAUUCAUAAUCGUUUGUGGUUCUGCAUCCCCUUUGUGAUCGGUGGUUUUCUUGAGGUCAUUGGCUUCAUCGGUCGAGCCAUGGCUAACAAGGCAACGGACAAACUUGGGCCUUAUAUUAUCCAGUCCGUGUUUCUGCUUAUCCCGCCUUCCCUGUUCGCCGCCUCAAUCUACAUGACCCUUGGACGAAUCAUACGCGGCCUUGGUCCCAAGGGGGAGAGCUGCUCUAUUGUUCGAGUCAAGUGGCUUACCACUUUGUUCGUUGUCGGCGAUGUCUUCUCCUUCUUGGUCCAGAGCUCUGGAGCAGGCAUGAUGGCAGCUGGCGAUGACCCUACAAUGGGAGAGAACAUCGUUAUUGGCGGUCUUGUUAUCCAAGUCCUCUUCUUUGGUCUCUUCGUUGUCGCAGCAGUCAUUUUCCAGCUUCGCUAUCGCAAGAUCGGUAGUAACUGGAGAGCUGUUGGUUCAUCCAACACUGCCUCAGUCUUUGAUUGGGAAAGGAUGUUGAUGAUGCUGUAUGCAACCUCGGCCUUGAUCCUUAUCCGGUGCUUCUUCCGUAUCGUCGAGUACGUCAUGGGUGCCGAUGCUUACCCGCUCAAGAACGAAUGGACGCUGUACAUCUUCGACGCCCUACUUAUGGCCGCUGUUAUGGUCAUUUUCUACAUUUGGUAUCCCUCUCGCGUACAAGACUUCCAGGAACUUCAGAACAGAGAUAGUGCCGACCUCGCCUAUGUCACAUCUGAAGCGCAUCUCAGCAGGAGCUAG